Myxocyprinus asiaticus (Chinese sucker) is the source of this 1867-nucleotide messenger RNA. RefSeq names its product RNA 2',3'-cyclic phosphate and 5'-OH ligase (gene rtcb). The transcript has 12 exons. Lineage: Eukaryota; Metazoa; Chordata; Actinopteri; Cypriniformes; Catostomidae. Gene Ontology annotation, cellular component: tRNA-splicing ligase complex; nucleus. The coding region runs from base 83 to 1600 and encodes 505 amino acids. Gene Ontology annotation, biological process: tRNA splicing, via endonucleolytic cleavage and ligation. Gene Ontology annotation, molecular function: RNA ligase (ATP) activity. The record is from RefSeq and is a predicted model, not a curated record.
UUCACGAAGCUGCUAGAAGAAGAAGAGGAACGUGAAUGAACCUCACUGUCCGAAAAAGUGCGUUAAAUCUUAAAACCUCAAAAUGAGUCGCUCUUAUAACGAUGAGCUGCAGUAUCUGGAUAAAAUUGGAAAGAAUUGCUGGCGGAUAAAGAAAGGUUUCGUGCCGAAUAUGCAGGUGGAGGGAGUCUUCUAUGUGAAUGAUCCACUGGAGAAACUGAUGUUUGAAGAGCUGAGGAACGCGUGUCGCGGAGGAGGAUUUGGCGGCUUCCUACCAGCUAUGAAGCAAAUCGGAAAUGUCGCCGCCCUGCCGGGAAUUGUACAUAGGUCUAUCGGCUUACCGGACGUUCACUCUGGAUACGGUUUCGCCAUUGGAAACAUGGCUGCGUUUGACAUGGACGACCCUGAGGCUGUCGUCUCUCCCGGUGGAGUCGGGUUUGAUAUUAACUGUGGCGUGCGUCUGCUGCGGACAAACCUGGACGAGGGCGACGUGCAGCCGGUGAAGGAGCAGCUGGCGCAGUCCAUGUUUGACCACAUUCCUGUUGGAGUCGGAUCGAAGGGCGUCAUUCCCAUGGGUGCAAAAGAUCUGGAGGAAGCUCUAGAGAUGGGUGUUGAUUGGUCGCUCAGGGAAGGUUACGCCUGGGCUGAAGAUAAAGAACAUUGUGAGGAAUAUGGCAGAAUGCUCCAGGCCGACCCAAACAAAGUCUCGUCCAAAGCCAAGAAGAGAGGCUUGCCACAGUUGGGUACGCUGGGUGCAGGAAACCACUAUGCCGAGAUUCAGGUUGUGGAUGAGAUUUAUAACGACUAUGCGGCGAAGAAGAUGGGCAUCGAUCACAAGGGUCAGAUCUGUGUCAUGAUCCACAGCGGCAGUCGAGGCCUCGGCCACCAGGUGGCGACAGAUGCGUUGGUUGCCAUGGAGAAGGCGAUGAAGCGAGACAAGAUCACGGUAAACGACCGUCAGUUGGCUUGUGCACGCAUCAUGUCUCCUGAGGGUCAGGACUAUCUGAAGGGAAUGGCCGCCGCUGGUAACUACGCCUGGGUCAACCGAUCAUCCAUGACCUUUCUCACUCGACAGGCGUUCUCUAAAGUGUUCAACACGACACCUGAUGAUCUGGACAUGCACGUCAUCUACGACGUCUCUCACAACAUCGCCAAAGUGGAGGAGCACAUGGUGGACGGCAAACAGAGAACUCUACUGGUGCACAGGAAGGGCUCGACGCGAGCGUUCCCCCCUCACCAUCCGCUGAUCGCUGUAGAUUAUCAGCUGACCGGCCAACCAGUGCUGAUCGGAGGCACCAUGGGCACCUGCAGUUACGUGCUGACGGGCACAGAGCAGGGCAUGACCGAGACGUUCGGCACCACGUGUCAUGGAGCGGGUCGCGCACUGUCCAGAGCCAAAUCCAGACGUAACCUGGACUUCCAGGACGUUCUAGAUAAACUGGCAGACAUGGGCAUUGCCAUCAGAGUGGCAUCACCAAAGCUGGUAAUGGAGGAGGCACCUGAAUCUUACAAGAACGUCACAGAUGUGGUGAACACGUGCCAUGAUGCUGGCAUCAGCAAAAAGGCCAUCAAGCUCCGACCCAUCGCUGUCAUUAAAGGUUAAACUCCAUCAGAACUGCACGCAAGGCUCCAGAUACUUCAGACGGCACAGAUGAGUCCUUACCAUGAACUUCCUGUCGCAGUCUUCAAUAAUAGUACUGAAGAUUCAAUGCUUGAGCAUUGCACCAAAUCAUAAAACAAAGUGGGAUUUAGUUAAAAGUUCUCAAACUUUCUGCACUUCUGAAGGUGGAGUGACUGAAGAUUAUGUUUUCAAUUGACAAAACAAGAGUUUACGCACUAAGUUAUGUCUAAUAAAAUUAAGUUGCAUCAG